This is a messenger RNA of Purpureocillium lilacinum, 1125 nucleotides long. RefSeq lists its product as uncharacterized. NCBI's taxonomy places the organism in Eukaryota, Fungi, Ascomycota, Sordariomycetes, Hypocreales, Ophiocordycipitaceae. Gene Ontology annotation, biological process: biosynthetic process. The record is from RefSeq and is a predicted model, not a curated record. Gene Ontology annotation, molecular function: acyltransferase activity, transferring groups other than amino-acyl groups.
AUGGGUGACUACGAGACCUUCGACCUCGGCGACAUCGACCUCCAGUUAGGUGGCAGACUUGAGAACGCAUACAUCGCUUACAAGACGUACGGUGAUGCAGCGAACCCCGCCAUCAUCUAUCCGAGCUGGUUCAGCGGUCGCAUCGCAGACAACGAGUGGCUUAUUGGGGAAGACAAGGCCCUCAACCCAAAGCGAUACUACAUCAUCGUCCCAGCACUGUUUGGCAAUGGGCAGUCCAGCAGUCCGUCGAACACACCCCGCGACCCAGCCAGACCCUUCCCCAGCAUCACCCUUCGCGACAACGUUACUGCUCAGCACCAGCUCGUGACGAAGGGCCUGGGCGUCACCCACGCGCGAUGCAUUCUCGGAUGGAGCAUGGGCGCCGCCCAGACUUACCAGUGGCUGACGCAGUACCCCGACUUCAGCGACCUGGGCGUGCCGUUCUGCGGCAGCGCGCGAACGUCGCUGCACAACCAAGUCUUUCUCGAGGGAGUGAAGAGUGCUCUGCUGGCCGCAAAGGGUGUGUCUUCGGCGGGUAGCUGCGCUGGCGAGAGCACGCCCGCAGACAACUACCGGGUGUGGUCCGAAGAGGAGAAGACGGCGGGGCUCAAGGCACUCGGUCGCGUGUACGCAGGGUGGGGAUUCAGCCAGGCUUUCUACCGAGAGCGCGUUUACGAAACGGCGCUCGGCUACAGCAGCCUUGAGAAGUUUAUGACUGACUUUUGGGAGGCGUGGGCGCUCUCCAAAGACCCCGAGAACAUGUUGACGAUGCUGGAAACGUGGCAAAGAGGAGACUGCUCAAACCAAGCGCCGUUCGAUGGCAACUUCGAGGUAGCCAUGCAGGCGAUCAAAGCCAAGACACUUGUGCUCCCCGGAAAGACCGAUCUCUACUUUCCCCCCGAAGACUCGGAAUACGAAGUCAAGUGCAUGUCAGAGGGGAUCGGGGAAUGUAUUCCUUUUCCGUCUAUUUGGGGCCACUGGGCGGGGGGGCCUGGAUUGAACAAAACAGACCUGGAUUGGCUUGACAAAAAAUUGAAGUCGCUUUUGGGAGAUGGUCACCAGACCAUGGAGCUGCCUUUGAGGGGCGCGGAUUCGACCGCGAAAGGCAAUGCUGGAUCGUCGUGA